CUCUGUCACCAAGUUGUCAUUAAAUUUUUGACAGUGAUGUGCCAAAGAAAUAACUCGAAAUUAUGGUUGUGAAAAUUUUCUGUUUUUAAAAUACUACUAACCAUGGGAAAAUUCCUAUCCGUUUACUUCGCCUUCGCUGCUAUCUCAAUGAACGUUCAUAUUUUCAGAGAAAAUCAAAUUACUGGACCGGGGCCGUUGAUAUCAACUUACAUAUUUUUAUUUGCCUUCGUUUUGUUAUUGUGGGAUCUCACCCUUUAUCCCAAAUCACUGCGGACGCUUGGAACCAUAACACAAUUCGCCAUCGAGUUCCUCAUUGCCACCUUCUUGACAGAAUCUAUCAUGAUUGACUUCUGGUUUCCCUUGGAGACAGUGGCGAUGGAUAUCUUACCAAAGUCCGCAGAUUUUAUCGAUGAUAUGUUGAACACUGGAGAAUGGAGAUGCGAAAGUCUUUGUGAAGUGUUGAGAGGGCAGGCUUUAGGUUAUCUUGUUAGCUAUUUGCUCAGUAUGUCUUUCCUACUAUCGGUGCUCCAUGCGACGAGAGUGAUUGAUUUGAGGGCACUUGGUGAAGGUCCUAGUUGCUUCUUUGCCGACAUAUCUUUCCGAUUCAAGAAAUUCUGGAGGAAAUUCUGGAGACGACUGGGAUUCGGCAAUAAAAAUGGAAGUAGCGAAAUACUUGGAGAUACCGAUGAUAACGAUGAUGAGCCAAGCGACAGUAGAAGAUCAAUCAUAACUUUCAGCCAAAAGAACAAGACUAGAGUCAAAAAAACUGGUCGGCGUGGAAAACGUGAAACCUACGUCAAACGUAAAGCGUCUGUGUCUAGAGAUCGCAGCAGAAGAGGUAGUCGAGCAACUUGUUCAUGCCCCCCUACAAAUGAUCCUCCAGUUUAUUCAAAAUUUUCAUGUAACAUUCUAUGAAAACAUUCAUUGUGAAUGGGUACUGUGUGACACGUGUCUUUGGAAAUGGUGUUUAUAAAUUCAUUGUUCCGAUUCCAUUAUCGUUUCAUUUGAUGAUUAUAAAAUCCUGAAAUACAUGUAAUGACAAUUUUGAAAAAUUACACUUUCAAAAACUUAAA
Molecule: messenger RNA, 1073 nt
Organism: Leptinotarsa decemlineata (Colorado potato beetle)
Lineage: Eukaryota; Metazoa; Arthropoda; Insecta; Coleoptera; Chrysomelidae
Source: RefSeq, a predicted model, not a curated record